This is a messenger RNA of Eimeria tenella, 416 nucleotides long. RefSeq names its product subtilase family serine protease, putative. The record is from RefSeq and is a predicted model, not a curated record. The annotation marks the transcript as partial. Lineage: Eukaryota; Apicomplexa; Conoidasida; Eucoccidiorida; Eimeriidae. The transcript has a single exon.
GGAAAGUGCAAUCGGGGGGGCGGCUGAAUGCGUAUAAAGCGCUGAUGGCCUUCAAAGAGCUGAAGCAGCAGCAGCAGCAGCAGCAGCAGCAGAAGCAGCAGCAGCAGCAGCAAGAGGAGGAGCUUCGGAGGAAACAGCUAGCAGCAAAUAACAACCAGUUGUCUCCUUUUGUCUCCUUUUUGACUUCCACUUGGGCCCUGGCCUUUUUGCCUUUUCAGUUCCUCGCCAGACUCAUCGGUGCUGCUGCAGCAACGCAGUUCCUGCAGCAGCAGCAGCAGCUGCUGCUCCUCACGCAGCAGCACAAGCAGCAGCUGCAGCAGCAGCACCAGCAGCGGCAGCACGAGGACAAGGAGCUGGUCCUACGACGCGAAGUGCCACAGCAGCAACAGCAAAUUGCACUGCAACUCCAACUAUAA